Messenger RNA from Saccostrea cuccullata (small rock oyster), 694 nucleotides. RefSeq lists its product as uncharacterized. Bases 11 to 694 code for a protein of 227 amino acids. The transcript is spliced from 5 exons. The record is from RefSeq and is a predicted model, not a curated record. NCBI's taxonomy places the organism in Eukaryota, Metazoa, Mollusca, Bivalvia, Ostreida, Ostreidae.
UGUUAGGGCAAUGAAAAAAAUUGCAACUAAAAUGUAUUCUUUAUAUAUCGUUUUUGCGAUAAUAAUUUUUUUUUCUGUUUGUAAAGCUGAUUCACAAAACGAAACUGCUAAUUCACAAGAGGAAAGAAGUUGUUUUUCAUUCAUUCGUACUGAUGAAUCAAGCCCAAUUAAUUUGGAGGAGACCUAUUUUGAAAUGACCAAUACCAGCGUAAAUACUGUGUAUCAAGGUAUAUCUCUUUAUAUUACGGGCCUUAAUGCUGAUAAACCAUCUUCGUGUUCCCUUGGUGACAUCAAACUUGAAACAAUACAAAAAUACAUGCAUGUUAAAUCAAUAGGAGCCCGUCAACAACGAUUAUGUAGAAUAAAAAUGAUUAUCUCUAUCAAUACUUACACAUGUAAAGACAAGCUUACAUAUCUUAGUUUCAACUGUGCUGAAGGAACAAAAUCCACAUAUUUUCAAAAUUGUUCUCCUGUACACUGUCCUGGAAAAUUAUUGGAAAGUGAAAAAGGCCAAAGGGAUAAGGAGGCUCUGAUUCUAUCACAACUUCCAGAGCCAGCGGUUUCUCGGUUUGGAUUUUUUGCUUAUGACAUACCGACAUCCCAUUGCAACACGAGGCAAUGUAAACUAGACAAAUGUUCCAUCGACGAAGUAAAGAAAGAGCAAUAUAUGAUAAGUGUCUCAAUUGGCCCCUAA